GGCGGCGGGCGGAGCCCCGGGAAGGGCGGCCUGACGCGCAUCAUGGCGGCGCGGCAGCUGCUGAGGGCGGCCCCGGGGCGGCGCGGGUACAGCGGCGCGGGCGCCGCCGAGUUCCUGCACCGCAGCAUCGUGCCCACCAUGCACUACCAGAAGAGCCUGCCCAGACUGCCAGUUCCCAAGCUAGAAGAUACAAUUACGAGAUACCUGAAUGCCCAGAAACCUCUUUUAAAUGAUGACCAGUUCAGAAAAACUGAAGAACUUGCUCAUGCCUUUGAAAAGGGGAUUGGAAGAGAGCUGCAUGAGCAACUGGUUGCUCAAGACAAUCAGAAUAAGCAUACAAGUUACAUCACAGGUCCCUGGUUUGACAUGUACCUUAAGGCACGUGAGCCUGUUGUUUUGAAUUUUAAUGCAUUUAUGUCUUUUAAUCCUGAUCCAAAAGCGGAAUACAACGAUCAGCUCAUACGAGCCACGAACAUGACUGUUUCUGCCAUACGUUUUAUGAAGACCUUCAGGGCUGGUUACCUUGAACCAGAGGUUUUUCACCUCAAUCCAGAAAAAAGUGACACUGAGAUAUUUAAAAGAAUAAUCCGAUUUGUGCCUUCUUCAAUUUCUUGGUUUGGUGCCUACAUGGUCAAUGCUUACCCCCUAGAUAUGUCUCAGUACUUCAGACUUUUCAAUUCUACACGGCUUCCUAAGCUCAACAGAGAUGAGCUUUAUACAGAUGAAAAGGCAAAACAUUUAUUAGUGUUGAGAAAUGGAAAUUUUUAUGUGUUUGAUGUUAUUGAUAGAGAUGGAAACAUGUUGGAACCCUCAGAAAUACAAGCACACUUGAAAUACAUCCUUAGUGACAACAGUCCAGCCCCGGCCUUCCCUCUUGGCUACCUCACCAGUGAAAACCGAGAUACAUGGGCUUUGUUGAGGCAGAAUCUACUGGAGAAUGGCAAUGAAGAAGCUCUUCAAAAAGUAGACUCUGCCAUGUUUUGUUUAAGUUUAGAUGAUUUUGUCAUUAAAGACUUGGUGCACUUGUCCCACACUAUGUUGCAUGGAGAUGCUGCAAACCGCUGGUAUGACAAAUCCUUUAAUCUUAUCAUAACUAAGGAUGGCACUGCAGGAAUUAAUUUUGAACAUUCCUGGGGAGAUGGUGUGGCUGUGCUCAGGUUCCAGAAUGAGGUUUUUAAAGAUAGCACCAAGACACCAGCCAUCAGCCCCCAGUCCCAGCCUGCUUCAGUCGACUCUUCCAGAGCAGUGCAGAAACUUGACUUUAAGCUGAAUGACGUCUUAAAAGCAGGGAUUACUAAAGCCAAACAGAAAUUUGAUGCCACUGUAGAAUCACUGUCUCUUAACAUGAUUCAGUUCCAAGAAGGGGGCAAGGAGCUUCUGAAGCAGAAGAAGGUGAGCCCAGAUGCUGUGGCUCAGCUGGCCUUCCAGAUGGCUUUCCUUCGCCAGUAUGACCAGACCGUUGCUACAUACGAGUCUUGCAGCACUGCAGCUUUCAAGCAUGGCCGUACAGAAACCAUACGUCCUGCCUCUGUCUACACAAAGAAAUGCUCUGAAGCCUUUGUCAAGGAGCUCUCCAAGCACAGCACAGAGGAGCUGCAGAAUUUGAUAGUGGAGUGCUCCAAGUACCACGGCCGUUUGACGAAAGAGGCUGCCAUGGGCCAGGGCUUUGACCGGCAUCUCUUCAGCCUACGCUAUUUGGCCUUAUCCAAGGGGCUGGCACUGCCGGAUUUCUAUCAAGACCACGCCUACGCUCGCCUUAAUCACAACAUCAUUUCCACCAGCACCUUGGUGAGCCCAGCUGUGCAGUUAGGAGGGUUUGGCCCCGUGGUAUCUGAUGGCUUUGGAGUAGGGUAUCAGGUACAAGAUGACUGGAUAGGUUGCAAUGUAUCCUCUUACCCAGCUAGGAAUGGUAAAGAAUUCCUUCAGUGUAUAUACAAGUCACUAGAAGAUAUCUUUAAUGUUUUAAAGGGCAAGAAAAUUGGUAGUUAAGACAUAAAGACACUGCAACACUUUACAGUUGCAGAACAAAAUGCAGAUUAUGUCUAAUUGACAUAAUAAUCAGUGUUCAGCAUGGCUGAGACUGCCCAGCUUAAUUGGCUUCAUGUAUCAUCAUUGAACAUGAAUACUGUUAGAUUCACUAGGAAAUUUCUAUCUAUUUUAAAUAAAUUAACUACAGACCUUGAAUGCAUUUCAGAUCCAUGUAUUCCUAAAACACAUAAUCUAAAAUAAGCAUUUUUAUUGAGUUAAUGAAGUUGGAAUGUGUGUGUUCCAUGAGUGUUCAGACAGACUACAGUACUGUGACACCACUCUUGAACUGUUCGAUUUUAAAAAAAUACACGCAACAAUUUUAAAUGUGGAAGAGUGGUUCCGUUUGCACUCUUGCAGUAAGCUUGCUUACUAACUUUUCACACUUACCUCUUUAAACUUGAAUUUGUAGAACUGAUUGUGCCUCAACUGCUUGAAGCCUUUCCACUGUAAACAGCUUAGACACAAAAAAUGAAGUGGGAGGCUUUAACCUGCAGUCACUGACUGGGUUGUUAAACUGACUGGAAAAGACUGUAUUUUAAUAAAGUUGUCUAUUAAUAACCA
This is a messenger RNA of Oenanthe melanoleuca, 2589 nucleotides long. It is a transcript of the gene CPT2, whose product is annotated as carnitine palmitoyltransferase 2. The transcript has 5 exons. Bases 43 to 1989 code for a protein of 648 amino acids. Gene Ontology annotation, biological process: fatty acid beta-oxidation. The record is from RefSeq and is a predicted model, not a curated record. Gene Ontology annotation, molecular function: carnitine O-palmitoyltransferase activity. Lineage: Eukaryota; Metazoa; Chordata; Aves; Passeriformes; Muscicapidae. Gene Ontology annotation, cellular component: mitochondrion.